Messenger RNA from Zootoca vivipara (common lizard), 645 nucleotides. Lineage: Eukaryota; Metazoa; Chordata; Lepidosauria; Squamata; Lacertidae. The record is from RefSeq and is a predicted model, not a curated record.
GUCCUCCAGAGCCAAGGCCCCUCCCUCCCCAGUCCUUUACUGCAAGGAAGGGGGGGGGGUUGCUUGGGUGUCUCUCCUGCAAGGGUUGCAUCGCUGUCCCCUCCUGGGAUCUGGAUUUCCUAGAGCUUCUCGUUAAGACGGACAGAACUUGGCAGAAGACCAAAGGGUUCCUUCCGAUCUCUUAGAGGCUUCCUGAGAGCACAGAUGGAAGAGCGAGAUUCAGCUGGCCCUGCAACCAUAAGAGGCCAUGCCAACCAAACUGGGAACAGUGGGGGAUUCUGGGAAAAAACAGUGCAGAAGAUCCUGGGUGAGGAGGACACCCUCCGCUCAGAGGUGCAGAGCCAGCAGUUGAGGCAGUUCUGCUGCCAGGAGGCCAAAGGACCCCGAGAGGUUUGCAGCCGACUCUACCACUUUUGCCACCAGUGGCUGAAGCCAGAAAGGCACACGAAAGCUGAGAUGCUGGACCUGGUGAUCUUGGAGCAGUUCCUGGCUGUCCUUCCCCCGGAGAUGGAGAGCUGGGUGAGGGAAUGUGGAGCAGAGACCAGUUCCCAGGCGGUGGCCCUGGCCGAAGGUUUCCUCCUGAGUCAGGCAGAGGAGAGAAAAGAGGGCUCGUGGGAGGCCGGCACGAAGAAGGAGGAGGAUUAA